AUGCCACGUAAGCUACGUAAGAAUAUACGUAAGAGGAAGGGAGCAUUGAAACAUCCAAUAGUAAAACUGACACCACAACAACAGUUGCAACAACAAAUGAUGAAUGACCCCACUAUGUUGCAACAAAUGUCAAGCAACCCUAUGCUUUUAAAUCGAGUUAUUGGUGCACAGAGUGGAGGUUUAAGAGCGGAACUUUUAGCGAAAAUGGCAGGCUAUGGUGGAGCUGCAGACGGAACAGCUUAUAACCCUCAAAGUCAAAUGAAUUUGAGUUCACUCAAAAAUCAAAUAACAGAUGUCAAAAAGUCAAACAUAGACAUACAGAAACAAAUAAGUGAAAACGAAAAGAAACUAGAAUAUGACAGACAGACAAAGAAACUAAAUGAGUUAAACGUAGAGAAAAAGAAGAAAGAAGAACAACUGAAAGAACUAAGUACAGAGGAAUAUGCGAAAAAAGUGUCAGAAAAAGCAGCAGAAGUAGCAAAAAUGGAACAAGAUGUUAUAAAUUUGAAAAACCAUACUACUCAAUAUAAAGUACUGAAAGAUGAAGAGAUAAAACAAAAAGCCAUGAAGACAUAUAUGGAUAGCGAUGAGUAUAAAAAAGAAGUUGAAGCAAAUGUAAAGGUAGAAAAACUUUUACAGUUGCAAAACCAAACCGUACAGUAUGAAAACUUAGCACAAGAAAGUAAAAAUAACGACGCAGCCAUGCAAAAGGCAAUGAAAAGCGCAGAUAUUAUAAAAGCUAAUAAUGACUGGUUAGAUGCCCAAGCCAACGCUAAAGCAGCCCAACUUAUAGGGUCAAUAAGGACAAAAAUACAAGCGGAUGAAGACAGUUCAAAUGAAGCUUUAAUGAAUGCUGACUUUAAGAAUGCCUUCGAAGCUCUUCAUAGUAAGGUGAAACUAGUGAACGACUUCUCAUCUGGAAAGAAACUGAAGUCUGAAGGUUUCGACAAAGAGUUAAGAGAAGUAGCACAAAAUAUGACGAAAAUAACAGAUGCAGCAACGAGACAGGCAGUUCAAAGUGCCUAUGACGCCGUUAGAGCAGCUGUUGUGGAAAGUCAAGAAAAAGAGUUACAACAGACCAAAACAGACCUAGUAAAUGCUUUCUUAAGAACGAAAAGUCAGGUAGGACAUUAUGCUGCAGAUGGAACAUAUGUGCCAGCUGGUGGAACUUAUAUACCACCAAACCCUCCAAGAGAAGCACCUGCACCAGGACUACCUAAAACAUUUACAUCGUCACAUGGACACAGACACAGGCAUGCACCACAACAACAACCAACACAACAACCAACAGUUCAAAAUCCAGCACAGCAACCAACAGUUCAAAAUCCAGCACAGCAACCAACAGUUCAAAACCCUGCACAGCAACCACAAACAGAGCAAGGACAUAAAAGAAGUAGAGAAAAAGGAAACCAAGAAUUCUUAAAAAUGCUUAAGGAAGAUUAUGGUUACCCAGAUACUCUUGACUUUAGUGACAGAUAUAAAGAAGCAGUUAGUAUAUCUAAGUCGUGUACUGUGGCACUGCGCGCCUCCGUACACCACUUAGCUGUUUUGACACUUUACGAAACCGUUAACGUAUAUUUUACAACACAAACACAAACACCAACUUAA
Molecule: messenger RNA, 1608 nt
Organism: Trichomonas vaginalis G3
Lineage: Eukaryota; Parabasalia; Trichomonadida; Trichomonadidae
Product: protein of unknown function, DUF4106 family
Exons: 1
Coding region: 1-1608 (535 amino acids)
Source: RefSeq, a predicted model, not a curated record